UCAUACGUUUAUACCUUACGUCAAAAUUCAUUUGACCAGAUGAACAAUCCAAACAACACUGCUACUUCAACAAAUAACAGAAAAAGACAUAGAAAAAAUGAUGUUAACAGUGGUAUAUCUAAUGGUGGUGGUUCACAGAGAAGGCUAUGGGUGAAGGAUCGUUCCGGGGCAUGGUGGGAUGAAUGUAAUAAAGAAGAUUUUCCUGAAGAUGAGUUUAAGAAAGCUUUUAGAAUGGGAAAAUCAACUUUUGAUUUUAUUUGUGAAAAAUUGAAUUCAGCAAUUGUGAAAGAAGAUACAACUUUGAGAACUGCAAUUCCAGUGAGACAAAGAGUAGCUGUUUGUCUAUGGAGAUUAGCAACAGGUGAUCCUCUUAGCAUUGUUUCAAAAAGGUUUGGUUUAGGUAUAUCAACUUGUCAUAAACUUGUUCUUGAAGUUUGCACUGCUAUUAAAACUGUUCUUAUGCCUAAGUAUCUUCAAUGGCCUAAUGAAACUUCUUUGAGAAAAAUUAAGAAUGAGUUUGAGGGUAUGUCAGGUAUUCCAAAUGUUGUAGGGUCCAUGUAUACAUCACAUGUUCCAAUCAUAGCUCCUAAGAUUAGUGUUGCUGAUUAUUUUAACAGAAGACAUACUGAGAGGAAUCAAAAGACUUCAUAUUCAAUAACUGUUCAAGGUGUUGUUGAUACAAAUGGUGUUUUCACUGAUGUUUGUAUUGGUUGGCCUGGUUCAAUGCCUGAUGAUCAAGUGUUAGAAAAAUCAGCACUUUUUCAAAGGGCUAAUAAUGGAGGACUUCUCAGAGGUGUUUGGAUUGUUGGUAGUUCAGGGUAUCCUUUAAUGGAUUGGGUUUUAGUACCUUAUACUCAACAAAAUCUUACUUGGACACAACAUGGUUUCAAUGAAAAGAUUGGUGAGAUACAAAAAGUUGCUAAAGAUGCAUUUGCUAGAUUGAAAGGUAGGUGGUCUUGUUUGCAGAAAAGGACUGAAGUGAAGCUUCAAGAUUUGCCUGUUGAACUUUGUGCUUGUUGUGUUUUGCAUAACAUUUGUGAGAUGAAAGGUGAGAAAAUGGAUCCUGAACUUAUGGUUGAUAUUGUUGAUGAUGAAAUGGUUCCUGAAGUUAGUUUGAGAUCAGUUAAUUCAUUGAAGGCUAGAGAUGCUAUUGCUCAUAAUCUUUUGCGUCAUGGUUUAGCAGGCACUUCUUUUCUUUAAACUUAUAAGAUUAAGAACUUUGUGUUAUUUGUUGUAUUUUGAUC
This is a messenger RNA of Medicago truncatula (barrel medic), 1244 nucleotides long. Its product is annotated as protein ALP1-like. The coding region runs from base 40 to 1200 and encodes 386 amino acids. Lineage: Eukaryota; Viridiplantae; Streptophyta; Magnoliopsida; Fabales; Fabaceae. The transcript has a single exon. The record is from RefSeq and is a predicted model, not a curated record.